Eupeodes corollae is the source of this 1700-nucleotide messenger RNA. RefSeq lists its product as uncharacterized. Gene Ontology annotation, molecular function: inositol tetrakisphosphate kinase activity; inositol-1,4,5-trisphosphate 3-kinase activity. NCBI's taxonomy places the organism in Eukaryota, Metazoa, Arthropoda, Insecta, Diptera, Syrphidae. Gene Ontology annotation, biological process: inositol phosphate biosynthetic process. The transcript is spliced from 4 exons. The coding region runs from base 106 to 1011 and encodes 301 amino acids. Gene Ontology annotation, cellular component: cytoplasm; nucleus. The record is from RefSeq and is a predicted model, not a curated record.
UCUGUCAUUCUGUCAAAUCUCAAAUAAAUAAAUUAUUUCUAACAAGUUAGGUAUUUGGUUUUGUCUUCAUGUUAAAAGAGCAAGUAGAAAUUUAAUUUUACCGAAAUGUCAAUAAAUUUGCCGCCAGAUCUGUUUCUAUUAGAAUCUCAAGUUGCCGGACAUACAAUCGAGAGUAUUUCACAAAAAUAUGGCAUGCUUCGAGACAAAUUGGGUACAUUCGUUUUUAAACCCCUUUCAAAGCCUUUAUAUGCCGAGCGGGAAAUAACAUUUUAUAAACAAUUAAAAGAAGCACAAAUUCAUUCCAAAACACAGCGGUUUUUUCCUCAAUAUGAAGGUCAUCUUGAAAUGCUCGUCGAUGGGAAAAAGCAAUUGUUUAUAAAAUUGGAAAAUUUAACACACGCGAUGGAGAAGCCUUGUGUAAUGGAUAUUAAAGUUGGGCGAAGAACCUGGGAUCCAUUAGCAACUGAAAAUAAAAUAAUGAUGGAAGAGCAAAAAUAUCAAGCUUGUAAAAGUACCAUCGGACUAUGCAUUCCGGGAUUUCAAAUUUACGAUUCUAAUAGCGAGUGUUUGAAAUACGGAAAGGACUUUGGAAAAAACUUGAACGAAAAGUCAUUUUUCGAUACAUUAAAGAUGUUCCUAUCUGUUCAAAAUGAGUUCUAUAAGCCUUUGAUAAAAACGAUUCUAAAUCAACUAUAUGGUCUUCAAAAAUGGUUUGAUACUCAAACUGCUCUUAACUUUUUUUCUAGUUCGAUUUUAAUUGCUUAUGAUUAUGAAGCCAUUACAACAAAACUGAAACAUAAAGAUCAAGAUGAUUUCGUUUCUUGCACUAGCAAAUGGAACAAUAAAAAAACGGAAAAAAUAUAUGAAGACAUCAUUCCAUGGGUAAAAGUCAAAAUCAUAGAUUUUGCACACGUUUUUGAUUCGGAAAAUAAUACUUGCGACGAAAACUACCUGUUCGGCCUGCAGAACCUUAUUUACAUGUUACAAGAAAUACUUGUCAAUAAUUGGUAGAUUUGUAUAUGCAAAAAAUUGAGCAGUUUCUUUGUACGGCGUUAAAAAUAAGUUUAAAAAAUGAUUUGAAUACGCGCAAACUAGAUAUUUGGUUUAAGCUUUCAAAUGUGGUUCAAAUUCCUUUAAAACGAUUGUAUUGAGCUCAAUAUUUAAUAAUUAUUCUUACAAGAAAAAUAAGCAAGACAAAUAUAAACAUAAUAAUGUACAUUAAUUUUAUAUAUUUUGUUUACAACUUUUUUAAAUCCCACAAAAAUAUUGAAUAUUACCAUAAUUUUGGUUAAUCCUUUUUUCAUUAAAGAAUAAAAGAAAGUUAUUAUUUGUUUCUUUUUAUUAUAUCGUUACAAGAAUUUUUGAGUAGAAAAUUAUCUAAAACCAUGACACUUACAAUUUUUGAAUGACUAGAAUGACGAGACGGAAAAUAAACCAUCCACAUAAACAUUAAAUUAAAACCAACGCCUUUAUGAUUGAAAUAAUUUACAGUUGUGUUCAUAAAAAUAGCAGUGCUGGACACUUUUUAUUAGGUUGUCAAUUACUUACAUAACGGAAAUUCUUAGAAAAAAAUUACCCUGUUACUUGCAUCUAACUGUCUUUCGUUUUCAUAUUAGAGACUUUUAGCUUGAAGUUAUACCCUACUUUUCCCGGUGAACACCCAUCAUUUCAAACUCUCUGGUUAUAAAGUGUUCAUAAAA